This is a messenger RNA of Knipowitschia caucasica, 294 nucleotides long. Lineage: Eukaryota; Metazoa; Chordata; Actinopteri; Gobiiformes; Gobiidae. The record is from the annotation of a GenBank genome assembly.
AUGAAGGCCACACGGGAACGCUCAGAGGCAAAUGACGUGGGCUGGAGAUCAAACGUCAAAGAGCAGAGCGUCAAAAAUGACCUACAGGUCCCAGGGCUGCCGUCGUACUUCUCUAUGGAAGGAGCCCGUGGUUCAGACCUUGGAUCCAGUGCAGGGGCGGCGGGCUCUGGUGCUGGUCCACGAGCUGCCUCAGACGAAGUUACUGUACACUUCAAAAACUCCGCCGAGAUCGGGAGCGGCAUGAGGCUGCGUCAGCCCUCGCUACAACAGCAGCGUCUAAGAGCGCCUUUCUAG